UAGUCAACGCGUACGUCAAACGUAACAAAUAUGGCGGCGCCCUCUAGGAAGACACUGUUCGGGGCGAAACAUUAAUGGGCUGGUUUAACUACAAACGUUUACAUAGAGUAGAAUUCUGCUAAAAAUAAAAAAAGACCCAUACAGUUAAACAUGGGACUAGAGCGUUUGCUGCGUGGCGGCCUGCAAUGUUACGCCAGACAGUUUCGGCCCGUUAACAUUCAGCAAGGUGCCAGAAACGCGUCGAAGUCCACAGAGACUUUAUCGAGCAGCUGCGUGAACAAUCGACUUUUAUGCUUUUCUGAUCUGGGCCGUGCGAUAUUUAUCCACGCAAGCCGCUUCGGUGCGACGGCCCGUCGCAGCCUCUGCACCUCCACGCAGCCCUCCAGGGACGUCACCCUGUUCCAGCACGACAGGACUCGCUACUUCCGGCUUCUCUCGUUUUUCUGCGGCGGCCAGUUUCUUUUCUGGACAUACAUGGCUCACUUCGCCUACACCGAGCUCAAAGACGCAAGGGGCGCUUCAGAGAAAGACAAAGCCAAGGGCGCCAUCACCACCACCGGGCUUGCUGGGAUGUGGAGUUUUGAGAUGAACCUGGGGUCAAACGCCUGGAGGUACGGCUUCACGAUGGGAUGUUUGGCUAUAGGAGCAGGGAUCGUGGGCUUCGGCAUCGUGUUUUGCCGUCGCUCUGUGCAACGGGUGAUUUUACACCAAGGAGGGCGGAUGGUGACAGUUUUCACACAGUCACCGUUGGGACCAGGCCGAGGUCAGAAGAUAACCGUCCCACUGAAUCAGGUCGCCUGUCACGCUCACAGGCAUGAGUCCCCCUCAUUCAUCCCUCUCAGGGUCAAAGGUCACAAGUUGUACUUUCUUCUGGAUAAAGAGGGGACUGUGAACAACGCUCGGCUUUUUGACAUCACUGUUGGAGCAUAUCGACCACUUUAAGCUUGGAUUUUCCCUAGGAGAGACUAUUGAACACAUUUUACAUAAAUAUAUGGAAUGAGCACUUCUGUCGGCUUGUUUGUUGUCACUGCAAUAAAAUCUCUUAGAUAUAAAAUGA
Messenger RNA from Betta splendens (Siamese fighting fish), 1057 nucleotides. RefSeq names its product transmembrane protein 223 (gene tmem223). Bases 151 to 942 code for a protein of 263 amino acids. Gene Ontology annotation, biological process: nervous system development. The transcript has a single exon. The record is from RefSeq and is a predicted model, not a curated record. Gene Ontology annotation, cellular component: mitochondrion. Lineage: Eukaryota; Metazoa; Chordata; Actinopteri; Anabantiformes; Osphronemidae.